Molecule: messenger RNA, 1894 nt
Organism: Paramecium sonneborni
Lineage: Eukaryota; Ciliophora; Oligohymenophorea; Peniculida; Parameciidae
Source: the annotation of a GenBank genome assembly
AUGAAUAUUUUUACUCUUAAUUUCAAAGUAUCCACUUUAGAAAAAGAUUUUAGAGAUUCAAAACAAUGCCUUUUCAGCAUGAUUCUGAAACAUUAAAAAUGGAUUUUUGGAUUGAUUAAUAUUAUAUCAAUAGUUAGCAGUCUUGUUUCUAAGAAUUGGGUUAUAGCAUCUAUAAACAUGUGUACAUUAAUUGUUAUAUUGAUGUCAAUUAAAUUUAAGCAAAAAUAUCCCUACAUCUAUGAGGUGGUAAUUAUACUAUUUUUGUUAAUAUAUAAUACAUACCUUGCAAUGGAGAAAUAUAUAAAUUAGAUUGAUACACAUUAUACUGAAGGUUUCUUUGUUUCUUUAUCAUGCGUAAGGUAUUAUAUAAUUCAUAAUUUAUAGUUCAUUAGCUCUGUUAAGUUUUGUAGAGAGAACAGCUAUGAUAAUUAUAAUCGUAAUUUUACAUUUAAUAUUUGGUAUUGAUCAUGAUAAAUUAUUUUUGGACACUUAUUUUAGAUAUUUGAUGUAUGCCUUAUUUUUCUUAUAAUUCACAUAUCAUUUUGAGAAAUUAAUGAGAAUUUAAUUCAUUGAGUUCAAAAAAUUAUAACAACAACUAAACUAAAUUACUAAAUUUUAUGAUAUUUAAAGCUAUUAUAUAUAAUAUGAUGAAAGGAAAUCUUUAAUCUUAAUUCAAAAAAAUAAUAAAACCAAUAUAAAAAAAGAAGAUUAAGAUCAAUUCAAUAAAUUAGCAUCUUAAAUGCAUUUAUCAAUUAAAAGUUAUAAGAGUCGAAUUACUGAGGUAAUCAAUAUGGAUAAUGCUUUUUCACCAAAUCGUUAAACUUUAAAGUAACUUUUAUUAAAAACUGCGAAACAAUAAAAUGAUCAUUAUGAUACUCCAUUGAGGACUAAAAAUGAAUCUUUUUCAUAUGGAUUCUAUAAAUAAUAAGUGUUCACGCUUUGUGUCUAUUUAUGUUUUGAUUUUUAACCUUUAAUGAUAAUUUUAAUGAAAGAAAGCAAAUCAGAAACUCAAGAAGAAGAACUUAAGUUAAGAAUGCGAAAUAACCAAAAACAAUUUAAUUAUUUAUAAAAAAUCUUUGAUUCAUAAAUUAAAAAAUCUAUUAUCUAUUUCAAAUGGAUUAAGAAUUAUGCUGAUAAACAAACAGAUAUUAAAGCUAUAAAUUCAGUUUUAAGAACUAUAAAUAAUUGUUUGAUUAAAGGUUACACUGAUUUUCUAAAUUUGGAAAAUUUCAAUUAAAUUUACACUAUCUCACCAAGACUUAAUUCAUUUGAUAUUUAAAUACUAUUAAAGGAUUUAAUAAGUAUUUGUAAUGGAUAUUUUAGAUCAUAAAGCGAUUCUUUAGCUAAUGUAUUUUUUUAUGAAAUAAAAAAUAACUUAAGCAGCAAUUUAAUUGUAUCAGAUUUCAAAUAUGUAAAAUUAUUAUUUUUAAAUCUACUAUUUUAUACAUCUUAAUCUUCUUAAACAGUGAUUAUUGAAUUAGAGGAAAUUAAAUCAAAAUUGCUUAAAUAACCAAUAAUAAAAAUAAGAAUUGUAUAUCAACAUCCUUAUAAAAUAUAAUAAUAAUUAUAGAAUCUACCAAUACUGAACCCAUAAUCAUUGGCAGACUUAAAAUAUAAUAGUUAAGUUCCUUUAGAUUUAUAAUUAUCAGUUUCAUUGAUGUUAAUAAGAAGGUUGGGUCCAUUUGAUAAACUUAAGAUUAUUGAGUAAAAUGAAAGAUCAAAUUAUCUUGAAUUUUAUUUGUUCAAAUAGCUUACAGAGGAUUUUCUGUUGAUGCCUAUUGUUUCAUUAAAACCAUCUGAUAAGAUUAUAACACAAUAAGAUUCACUAUUAAUGAAAUCUUUUUCAACAGAAUUGCGUUUGGAUUCCGUUUAAAAUAGCAUUUUACUUUAAUGA